GGCCUGAGUAGGAGGGACACUCUGGCGCUUCAUACUCUGCUUCUACCCCUCCUUUCCCUUCCCUCCUGACCUUAAAGGGUAGGGCUGUGGGGUGAUCCCGGCCUACGUUGGCCAGGGGUGAGUAUGUGGUGCAGGCCUUCUCCCUUAGUCCAGAGGAGGUGGAAUGAUAGGAUUUGUAGAGGAAGGACUGAGGGUCUGGUAGCAAAGAGGCCAAUGACUGGGGACUCCAGCACCCCAUGGCCACUGGGACCCGAUAUUGAGAAAAGUCCUGCGGAAUUAGAAGGUCUGAGACCCAGUCUGCCUUUUUCUGGUCAGAUGAAGAGCUGGCCUCUCCAGAAGCCACAAAGACAGACCUGGUGUCCAACUAACCAGGAGGACAGUCAGGACCCAGGCAGUGUGCUCACAGCAUUCCUCACAUCAUCUUAAACUGUCCCCACCCCAGAAGGUAGAGGGGGCCUUGAAGGGGUAACAUUCUUCAACUUGUGGCAAAACUAAGGUUCUGGCUCUGAUCUCUCCAAAUCCAAAGUUAGCUCUUUUUCCCUAAAUAGCCCUGCCCCCUCCCCCUGCCCUGUUUCUGCCCAGCUGACUGGAAGAAGAGGUGGUGGCACCAGGAGGGGCAUCUCAGGACUUGACCUGUAUGAGGCUGGGGGGUACCUGGAUUUAGGGGUGAUCUCCAAUUUACCCCAAGUUUGUUGGGGAAGACAUUUCCCCCUGAUGAAGGCACUGACAAAGUUGUAGUGCCUUCCAUCUGAAAAGAACCCUGUAUUCAAAAAGAAAAACAGCUGCAGCCGGUGGCCAGGAGGCAAGGUCAAGAGGGGUCAUGGUCCUUUAUCCUAUCAGGAUCUCAAAGCCUGUAGAGAUGGAACUAGCAUUGUGCCCCAGAAUCUUGGGUUUCCUUUCCCUGUGAAGACCUUGCUUCGCACCCUCACUCAAGAGAGAAGAACGUCCCUCUUUUUCCUGAGGACAAACUGAGGUCCAGGGCAGUGGUGAGUGCUCAGUGUGAGAGCCUGCAAUUUAGACAGAUGGCCUAGCCUCUCAGCUGAGCCCCCAAGACUGCCAGACAUGCAACUUGGCCUUGAGAUUGUGCUGUUAGAACAGAACAGGACAGGAGAGAGAAUUCGAAGGGUUCCCUUGCCACAAGCUUCCAGCACUUCGGACAGGAGAACCAGGAGGAGAAAGAAGCAGAGGGACCUUCCAGGACCCACUCCACCACAGGCUCCUGAGUGGGCACUCUGGGAGUCAUCAGCAGAGAAUCAGGUAGCUGAAACCGAAUUAGGACCUCCCAGGACUCUGAGGACUCAAGAGGCUCAAGAGAGCCUCUUGCCCUGGCAGAUGUAGGAUUUAGGGACCACUCUGUCCCCUCACCCAAUGUGGAAUUCUGCACAGUAAGCGCUUGGUAAAUAUGGUUGACAGGAUGAUGGAGAUAUCCACCCACUCCUGUCACAUCUCUGCCCUUCCUCCAUGCUCUGCAUAAUUGAUGGCCAGGGACGCAGUUCCCCUCCCCCAAAGUGACCUAAUGUCUAGGCCAGGGGCUUCUGGCAUAACGUGCCCCCAAAGUCCUGGCGCCAAGGCCCAGCUGGGGGGCAGUGGGACACAGCUGGUAGGUCAGAGAUAAAGGAAACUGAGAGGGCUGUGUGUUGGGAGAGGAAUCUCCAGUUGACUGUAGCUCCCUGGGGCCUGGCUUCCCCUGACUCCCUCAGGUCAGUCUGGAUGAGCUGUGUUAGCCUAAGGACAGGUUGGCGGUGGCCUGAGGAGCCCAGCUAGAGACCCUCCCUUUCCCUGGAUCACAUCUCCUACUUCUUCAGGUAACUCCCACUGCCCUAAAAGACAAACAGGUGAAAUGGUUUCUCUCCCUGUCUCCCUAGUUGCGAGCCCUUGGAUACCAGAGGGGCCUCUGGGGAAGCCUGGUGAACUGGAGGGAGGCUUGGUGGCAAGUGCCUGAGCAUGUCACCCUCUCUAUGCCUGAAACUCCUAGUUGCCAAACACCACAUGAGGACUGAGAACUUUAAAAAUCCAGGUGUGGUGCCUAGUCAAGGCUCAGCUUCUAAAUAGGAAAGACUUGGGAAGGGCACAGAUGGUCUCCACGUUUUCCAGUUCUUUCUCCGCUACUUUUUUCUCAGUGCCCUCUCUGCUUUUCACAUUCAGGCGUUCAAUCCAUCCUUUUCCGAUUUGAUUCUCCCUGCGCUUCACCGUUGCGGUCUCUGAAUUUCUCCGCUCGCCACCCCCACCCCGCCCCAUUCUCUGGGUGUGCCUGUUGCCCUUCUGUGUCCCUAUCUCCCCAUCUCCUGCUUUCUCUGUGGCACUGCUCCCCACAUUCCAAGCCGAGUCCCCGCUCCCCAGCACCAAUGGCUCUCCCUCCACUCGGUGCCCGGGCCGAAGAUGCGUCUGCAUGAGAGGUCGAGGGAGGUAUGCGAAGGAGGGCAGCGCACCGGCGGCCGACUGAGGGGGCCCGGGAUCGGAACCCUGAUCCCCGCCGGGCUCCGGACCACCAGCACAGGCACCGGCCCGGGUCAGGGGCGGGGCCCAGGCGCAGCCCCGCCCCCGCCGCUCACGUGACUCUGGGCUAAUCUUGUCCUGGUGACUUCACACGCCGCCUCGGGCACAGUCGUCAUGGUUACGCCGCAGCGCCCAGCGCUUCCCCCAACCCGCUGAGUCCCCUCCCCUUCCCCACCCGGACCCCCUCCUUCCGCCGCCGGGCCCCCGCCCGGUUCCAGCCACGCGGCCCGCGCCACGUGACGGCCGGGAAGGAGGUCGGGAAGGGGGAGGGGGCGCUGGGGCCGUAACCCCUUCCUCCCCGCCUCGGAGGGCCUUCCUGGGGCUUCCCGCGGGACCCGCGAACCGCCUGAUCCAGCCCACCCUACUUGCGAAAGGUGGCUACCUUUCCAGCCACCCUGCCUUGGGGGCGCAGGUCAAAGCCCUGGGAUCCUGCGGAGUAAAUUCUUGGCCUGGGUUUGUCGUUGGCAUUACGGUGUACAUCUACUCCCCUCCACGGCGCCGAUAGCUCGUAGGAUAUUUUGAGGAUUCAGAGGCUGGAAAUGACUGUGACUAAAGCUUUCUGAGUCUGUUUACUGAAGAAUAUAGAGGGACCGACGGGUACAGCUCCAUCCCUGGGUGGCGGUGAAGAGCCAGGGAGCUCCUGCAUCUUUAGCGUAGGGGCGGCCUUUAAGACGACCGUCCUGCCCGCGCGCCCGUGCUGGGCGAAGCCUAGGAUCCCGGGCGAGAGCGUCGGGGUCUCAUGGAGGGCGGGCUGUCGGAGGAGCCGGACGCCUGAGCCCACAGUGCCUCCGGAUUAAUGGGAGCCACGAUGAAGGAGGGCCCACGGCCCCCCGCCGCACCCAGGCCCAGAGGCCAUGGCCUGCCUCCAUGAGACCCGAACACCCUCUCCCUCCUUCGGGGGUUUCGUGUCCACCCUGAGCGAGGCGUCGAUGCGCAAGCUCGACCCGGACACUUCUGACUGCACCCCUGAGAAGGACCUGACACCCACCCAGUGUGUACUCCGAGAUGUGGUGCCGCUGGGCGGGCAGGGCGGGGGCGGGCCGAGCCCCUCCCCGGGGGGAGAGCCGCCCCCUGAGCCUUUCGCCAAUAGUGUCCUGCAGCUCCACGAGCAGGAUGCAGGGGGCCCUGGGGGAGCCACGGGGUCACCUGAGAGUCGGGCAUCCAGGGUCCGAGCCGAUGAGGUGCGGCUGCAGUGCCAGAGCGGCAGCGGCUUUCUGGAAGGGCUCUUCGGCUGCCUGCGACCUGUCUGGACCAUGAUCGGCAAAGCCUACUCCACAGAGCACAAGCAGCAGCAGGAAGACCUGUGGGAGGUCCCCUUUGAGGAGAUCCUGGACCUGCAGUGGGUGGGCUCAGGGGCCCAGGGCGCGGUGUUCCUGGGACGCUUCCACGGGGAGGAAGUGGCUGUAAAGAAGGUACGGGACCUGAAGGAGACGGACAUCAAGCACCUGCGGAAGCUGAAGCACCCCAACAUCAUCACCUUCAAGGGCGUAUGCACCCAGGCUCCCUGCUACUGCAUCCUCAUGGAGUUCUGCGCCCAGGGCCAGUUGUACGAGGUCCUGCGGGCUGGCCGCCCUGUCACCCCCUCAUUGCUGGUUGACUGGUCCAUGGGCAUCGCCGGUGGCAUGAACUACCUGCACCUGCACAAGAUUAUCCAUAGAGACCUCAAGUCCCCCAACAUGCUAAUCACGUACGACGAUGUGGUGAAGAUCUCCGAUUUUGGCACUUCCAAGGAGCUGAGUGACAAGAGCACCAAGAUGUCCUUUGCAGGGACAGUAGCCUGGAUGGCCCCUGAAGUGAUCCGCAACGAGCCUGUGUCCGAGAAGGUUGACAUCUGGUCCUUUGGCGUGGUGCUGUGGGAACUGCUGACUGGUGAGAUCCCCUACAAAGACGUAGAUUCCUCAGCCAUCAUCUGGGGCGUGGGAAGCAACAGUCUCCAUCUGCCAGUGCCCUCCAGCUGCCCAGACGGCUUCAAAAUCCUGCUUCGCCAGUGUUGGAACAGCAAACCAAGAAAUCGUCCAUCGUUCCGUCAGAUCCUGCUGCACCUGGACAUCGCCUCAGCCGACGUCCUGUCCACACCCCAGGAGACUUACUUUAAGUCCCAGGCAGAGUGGCGCGAAGAGGUAAAGCUGCACUUUGAAAAAAUUAAGUCAGAAGGGACCUGUCUGCACCGCCUAGAAGAGGAGCUGGUGAUGAGGAGGAGGGAGGAGCUCAGACACGCCUUGGACAUCCGGGAGCACUACGAAAGGAAGCUGGAGAGAGCCAACAACCUGUACAUGGAGCUUAAUGCCCUCAUGUUGCAGCUGGAGCUCAAGGAGAGGGAGCUGCUCAGGAGGGAACAAGCUUUAGAGCGGAGAUGCCCAGGUCUGCUUAAAUCACACCCUUCCCGAGGCCUCCUGCAUGGGAACACUAUGGAGAAGCUCAUCAAGAAGAGGAACGUCCCACAGAAACUGUCACCCCACAGUAAAAGGCCAGAUAUCCUCAAGACUGAAUCUUUGCUACCUAAACUUGAUGCUGCCCUGAGUGGGGUGGGGCUUCCUGGGUGUCCUAAGGGCCCCCCCUCACCAGGACGAAGUCGUCGUGGCAAGACUCGACACCGCAAGGCCAGCGCCAAGGGCAGCUGUGGAGACCUGCCUGGGCUUCGUGCAGCUUUGCCACCCCAUGAACCUGGGGGACCAGGAAGCCCAGGGGGGCUAGGAGGGGGACCCUCAGCCUGGGAGGCCUGCCCUCCAGCCCUACGUGGGCUCCACCAUGACCUCCUGCUUCGAAAGAUGUCUUCAUCAUCCCCGGAUCUGCUGUCAGCAGCACUGGGAGCCCGGGGCCGAGGGGCCACAGGGGGAGCUGGGGAUCCUGGCUCACCACCUCCAGCUCGGGGAGAUACCCCGCCAAGUGAGGGCUCCGCACCAGGCUCCACCAGCCCAGAUUCACCUGGGGGAGCCAAAGGGGAGCCACCUCCACCAGUAGGGCCUGGUGACGUUGUGGGGCUGCUGGGAACUGGAAGGGAAGGGACGGCGGGACGGGGAGGAAGCCGGGCUGGGUCCCAGCACCUGACCCCAGCUGCACUGCUGUACAGGGCUGCUGUCACCCGGAGCCAGAAACGUGGUAUCUCAUCGGAGGAAGAGGAAGGAGAGGUGGACAGUGAAGUAGAGCUGCCAUCAAGCCAGAGGUGGCCUCAAGGCAUGAACAUGCGCCAGUCACUGUCCACCUUCAGCUCAGAGAAUCCAUCUGAUGGGGAGGAGGGCACAGCCAGUGAGCCCUCCCCCAGCGGCACACCUGAAGUUGGCAGUACCAACACCGACGAGCGGCCAGAUGAGCGGUCUGAUGACAUGUGUUCCCAGGGCUCAGAAAUCCCACUGGACCCACCUGCAUCAGAGGUGGUUCCUGGCCCCGAACCCAGCUCCCGACCCAUCCCACACCAGGACCUACCCAGAGGGGAGCAGGGCCCUCCCACUAAUGAGGACUCAGACUGUGACAGCACUGAACUGGACAACUCCAACAGUGGUGAAGCCUUGCAGCCUCCAGCCUCCCUCCCUCCAUGAAAGCCACUCUGAUUCCUGUACAUAGAAAAAUUAUUUAUAUAAAUAAUAUAUAAGCGCCACAUAAUCAACAGAGAAAGAUGGGGCUGUCCCAGCCUUAAGUCAGGCUCAAGGGAGUCUGACCCCUGACCAAUUCACCUGAUGAAACUCUAGGGCUACUGGCAGCUGUGGAAAUGAAGGACAAGUACUACCCUAGAGCUGUGGGUACGGGCAGACUGGCCCCUUCCUGCUUCACCCCAUUAUGUUCAGCGAGCGGUAAGGCAAUAGAAAAGCCAGACUUGCCUCUUACGUUCCUCUAUACUCUUUUCCCCCAACCCUGGGGAGGAGGAAAGGGAGCCACUUAGACUGCACUUUUUUGUUUUCCGUUUACUCUGUUUACACAUUUUGCACUUGGGAGGAGGGAGGCGAAGGCUGGGUCCUCCCCUCUGAGGUUUCUCAGGUGGCAAUGUAACUAAUUUCUUUGUCCCUCCAUUUCUCUGCCCAGGCCCUGGCUUAGGGCUGAGGGGGAGGUUAGGAGAUUGUGAAAGCAUGUGAUGGCUCAGGCUGAAGGAAGGGGAUGAUAAGUUUUAAGUCCCUGCUUUUAUCCUGGUGCCUGAUUGGGGUGGGGACUGUCAUAUUGUAACCCCUGUGAAAAAUCUUAAAAUAUAGCCACUCCACGCAGGCCCA
Mustela lutreola (European mink) is the source of this 6695-nucleotide messenger RNA. It is a transcript of the gene MAP3K12, whose product is annotated as mitogen-activated protein kinase kinase kinase 12. Bases 3351 to 6032 code for a protein of 893 amino acids. The record is from RefSeq and is a predicted model, not a curated record. Gene Ontology annotation, biological process: JNK cascade; protein autophosphorylation. NCBI's taxonomy places the organism in Eukaryota, Metazoa, Chordata, Mammalia, Carnivora, Mustelidae. Gene Ontology annotation, molecular function: ATP binding; JUN kinase kinase kinase activity. The transcript has 14 exons.